This is a messenger RNA of Haliotis rubra (blacklip abalone), 2413 nucleotides long. RefSeq names its product homeobox-containing protein 1-like. Gene Ontology annotation, molecular function: double-stranded telomeric DNA binding. The record is from RefSeq and is a predicted model, not a curated record. Gene Ontology annotation, biological process: positive regulation of DNA-templated transcription. NCBI's taxonomy places the organism in Eukaryota, Metazoa, Mollusca, Gastropoda, Lepetellida, Haliotidae. Gene Ontology annotation, cellular component: nucleus.
GAUGGGGUUAGUGGGAACGGCCGCUGUUAACCUGGUUAGUGAGAUUAGCAAGUGGGGCGAUGCGUGGUUUCGAUAAAAACACUAUCGAUAAUAAAUGCACGUUUACACCCGAGUGCAGCAAUGUUGGUCCCGUAAUGUCUAACUAGAGUAUAACGCAUGGUGGAGAGCGUUACAUGGCACGGAGGGAGCCGCAGUUAGGCGCGUUGCUGCGAGUUGCCUGACGUGCUGGGCAGUCAUGUCUCUACCAAUGGUGUCUGUUGGCGCCGGACAAGCCCUCUUCACUGUCGAGCAGAUCGAGCUGAUCCGACGCCUCAGGAACAGCGGCAUCACCAAAGAGCAGGUAAUCCAGGCCUUUGAUGCAUUCAGCCGCAUUGAUGCCGAACUGGGACACCUGUACACCGUCCCCCAGUGUCUGGCUCCAGUGGGCACUGUGACAUUAAACCAGUCGACGCCAUGUCAGUCAGCCAAAGCAUCAAGUUCUACAGAGGUGUCAAGGGUCAAGCGUCGUCGAGAUGAUAGCUAUGAGGAGGAGGGAGGUUUUGGAGAGGAGGAGAUUGUUGUACAUUCCUUUGAGGAGCGUGAACUGGUCAGUCCACAGAACAUUACUUCCAUUGGGAUCGAUGAUGACCUCAAGGCCAGACUGGAUGACUUCAUGAAAAUGCCAGCUCCGAAGAGACUUGAAGAAAUCAUCACCAUGGUAACAAUGGCUGGUGUCAGGGUGCCAAUCAUUGCGGACAAAACAGGACUAUCAGUCUCCACCAUCAACCGCUUCCUCCAGGGGGAAACUGUGGACAUCUCCAGCAACCAGAGACGCUCCAUCUACAUCUGGUACCUAAAGCAGCUUCAGAAGGCAGGCACCACUACAUACAUGCCGAGCAAACCUUUGAUGUCAAGGCCGCAGGCAGCUCUUGUACACAGGAAGGGGACAGGGCAGCCGGUUGUACAGAUCAUUCCCAACAUCAGGACACCAGAGAUGAGCCUGGACACCAGCAUGCAGGACAGCCACUUCACCAUCAUCCAUGGCAGCGAGCCCAUACCACGUCGUGAGCGCUUCACCUUCCGAGAGAAGCACAUUGAGAUUCUGGAAGAAGCAUUCCGAGCCAAUCAAUACCCAUCAAACGAGGAGCGUGAACUGAUUGCUGUCAAGUGCAAUGAUGUCAUGAAAGUCGUUUCAGGGCGAAGACUGUCAGAGAGGGAGAGGGUCACAGCCUACAUCGUGUCCAACUGGUUCAACAAUCGGAGGAAGGAGAUCAAGCGACUUGCACGAGAAGAAGGUGUUGCCUUUGCUGACGUAGUGCUCCCAAGUCGACUAAAAUCUCGCCAGUUUGUCCCCAACUCUGACUCUCCAAACUCGCAUGAUGAUUUGGUCCAAGUGGAACCUGACGGAAGUGACAGCAGUCAGCUGGACUACGCCACCAUCAACAAGAUGCUGUAUUCCCUGAAGGCGGAAGAAGAGAAGGUUGUCAUCAAGCAGGAACCUACAGAUGAGGACUCCUGACAGGCUGUCAACAAGCUGACUGGAAGAGAAACAAGCAGAUGAUGACAGUUGUUCCUUGACGGUUCAGAUGUUUCUGGGUUGUCUUGGUCAGGUGUUCCUUGACGGCCAGUGAUGUUUUCUGAUGGUCCAUGGUGUUUCUGGUGUUGGUCAGUGGAAAGAUGGUCUUACCAACUUGUUUGUUCAGAUGUUCCUUGAAGGCUGAGUCCAGUGGCCCAUGAUGUUUCAGGUAGACAUCAGAAGGGUGGACCUGUUAGGUCAGAUCAUCAUGCACUUCUUGAGACUAACGACCCCUCAGUCUGCUUUACAAGUGACCUCAAAGAUUUUCUACACGCAUCCAAUAGAUUUUCAGUCUAACCAUGUUUAUGAAUCUUCAUGUGUUUGUGCAGAGUUGUAGCAAUUGGAUUUGGGAAAGUUUUGACCAGUGACUGCCUCUUUGUGACCAAGGAUGAUGUACAAAUACAAAUAUUGUAUGAGUUAGUUCCAACUGACGAAAAACUCAUCAUAUUGUCAAACAAACUUGUCCUAAGUCUAGAAGUGGAAAGAAUGUUUUAUAUGAAAGUGCUAUCAUUUAGGUGCCAGACAGCAUUCACCACCUCUGGUAGUCACUACCAAUACGUAAAAAGAAAUAAUUGUGUUGUACUGUACUGUACUGUACUGUGAUGUGAUGUCUGUGUUGCAAGUUGUUAAAGUUCCAACCAGGACAGUGAUCACUGUAUACAGUCAAGAGUAUCACAAUCCCAAACCACAUAGUACCAAUCAAAACUGUCAAUGAAUGAGAUUGACAUCAUAUGAACUUUAUCAAUAAGUUCAGAUACAAGUCUGGAAAUAUGGGAUGUUCUUGUGUCAAUGUUUCCCUUGAUUACUUCACACAGUAAAUCAACAAUAAAAGAAAAACAAAUAAACCUUUUUGCUGUU